AUGUGUGGACACUGUCUACAUUUGGCUCGGUUUUCCAACGUCACAGUGGCCGGCUCCAAGUGCUCAUUCUGCCAUUUUCGGCAAAUGAGCUCUGAGCUUGGCUUCACGACAAGUCUGCAAAUGAAGUUGACGCUAGAGCCACGGAUACUUGACAGUCUGAUUUCUGGCGAUCAACGAAGUGAGGAAGCGACAGUGAGCAGGAGAUGGAAAUGA
Messenger RNA from Protopolystoma xenopodis, 213 nucleotides. The record is from the annotation of a GenBank genome assembly. Lineage: Eukaryota; Metazoa; Platyhelminthes; Monogenea; Polystomatidea; Polystomatidae.